Messenger RNA from Oldenlandia corymbosa var. corymbosa, 933 nucleotides. The record is from the annotation of a GenBank genome assembly. NCBI's taxonomy places the organism in Eukaryota, Viridiplantae, Streptophyta, Magnoliopsida, Gentianales, Rubiaceae.
AUGGCCGAUAUCAUUAGUAUUAUAGAGGGAGAAAACACCCAAACACCUUCUCCCAUUUCCUCCUCCCAAUGGAGGAGGACAUUAGCUAUUGAUCAUUACCAGGAAUAUUCACCUGCAGGGCCAUCCCAGAUUCACAAGCAGGUGGUUGUAGUAAUGGAUGGGCUCAGAGAAUUUUCUUGGGAGCCCUUAGAGUGGGUACUCAAGAAUGUUGCUGAUGGAGGAGGUUCUUCUUCUUGCAAAGUUACUCUUCUUGGAGUUAAGCCAUGGCUUAACAUACCUCUGUUUUCUAAGACUUCGUCGGAUUUUUGGAGCAUCGACUUGGACGAGUUGUCCUUGAUAAGAGAAUUGAGGAACGAUGCUAACUAUCACAUAGUUCGAGUGCUUCUGGACAUUUGCCAGCACUAUGGGGUUGUUCUGGAAAUCAGAACUGAGAUGGGGCACCCAUUACAUUUGCUCGUGCUUGAGGCAAUCAGCAGUCUUCAUGCGACACUCGUUGUAUUCGAUAGGCACCAUGACAGGAAGUAUAUAGAAUUCUAUGCUGAAAAAGUACCAUGCAACAUGGUGAAGAUGAGAGAAGAUGGCCAAGUGGAAGCGAUCAAAAUACGAAGAGUUCAAAGCGCGGAUUCUACUCCAAGAAACGAUGCUUCUUCCGUCAAUGUGGUGGCGCCGAGCUCAAGAUCGGCUAUAUUUUCGGAGAAAAUCAAGAAACUUUUGAAGCAAAAACACGAUAAGAGAGGGAGAUUAGGCCGGAACCUGCAGGACGGCGACGAGGAUGAUGGCACCUCCGUCGUCCAACGUGUGGUUUCCAAAUCGAAAUCCGUGAUACUCACCGGACAAAUCAAGAAACUUCUCAAACGCAAGUACGAGAGUUUUGGUAAGAAGAACAACGAAACUGCUGCCUUUAGUAUGUGUUUGAACGGCAUAAAGGAUUAA